Spirometra erinaceieuropaei is the source of this 492-nucleotide messenger RNA. The record is from the annotation of a GenBank genome assembly. Lineage: Eukaryota; Metazoa; Platyhelminthes; Cestoda; Diphyllobothriidea; Diphyllobothriidae.
AUGCGUGUUGAUCCAAGUUCUGGAAAACUGUAUACUCUCAUAACAACUGAGGUUUUCGGCAUCAUCCGGUCAAUGAUGCCUUUUCGCCUAACUGGUGGCAACAAAGGUUUUGCAUUCUGUUUUCAUCUAAAAUCAUUGUUUCAGAUUACAUAGUUAUUGGCUCAGACUCCGGUCGCAUUGUCAUACUUGAGUACAUUGCAUCUAAAAAUGUAUUCGAGCGUGUACAGCAGGAGACUUUUGGGAAAAGCGGCUGUCGUCGGAUAGUACCUGGUCAGUAUCUGGCAGUCGACCCCAAGGGUCGAGCUAUCAUGAUUGGUGCCGUCGAGAAGCAGAAGUUGGUGUACGUCAUGAAUCGAGACUCCCAGGCCCGCCUCACAAUAUCAUCCCCCUUAGAAGCCCAUAAGUCCAACACGCUUGUUUACCACAUGGUCGGAGUUGACGUAGGCUUUGACAAUCCCACAUUUGCUUGCAUAGAAAUGGACUAUGAAGAGG